CACAGAGCCAAGCCCGAUUAUUAGAUUUGGCGAACCCUCUCUCACCCUCAUAUUUUAUUUGAUUUAAUUCAACACAGCUAAAACCGCCUUACACUCUUCAUUCCAUCGUAGCCUAAUCCCUAAUGGGUGGACCAUCGUCGACCAUCGAGGUUCCCGAUAGAAGACUCCGUUCACGGAUCGAAAUAAACUCUGACAGUUCCGGCGAAUACCGCCGCCGUCAUCGCCGCAGCCCUAGCUAUGACAGCUAUGAUCGCCACGAUCGACGUCGUGACCGUUCUGGGUCUCCUGCUUAUGCAAACCGUAGACGAAGCCCUAGGUCUAAUGGAGGUUCAGAUGCUUUGCCUAAAAAGUUCGGGCGCGGCGGGGACCAUAGAGGCAGAGACUUACCGUACCGCAAUGGGAGACAAUCAGAGUCUGAAGAUUCGGAUGAGGAGCUGAAGGGGCUGAACUAUGAGGAGUAUAGGAGGCUUAAGAGGCAGAAGAUGAGGAAGAUGUUGAAGAAUUGCAUUUGGAAUGUCACACCUAGCCCUCCCCGGAACGAGAACGAGGAUUCGGAAUUGGAGGACAAGGCUGAUGAAAUUUUGGGCAAGCAUCCUGGGGAGAAGAGCGAUUCGGGCGAGAAGGAGAGACCGAAGUCUGAUUCUGAGCCCAAGUCUGUGUCGGGAUCUGACGAUUCGCGAUCGAAGAAAAGGAGGAAGAGUUCGGGUUCGAAACGUAGAAGUAAAAAAUCAUCUUAUAGUGGUAGCGAUAGCGAGAGCGAGAGCGAGAGUGAAUCGGAUGAGGAAGAAGGUGACAGACGGAGAAAGAAAUCGAGAAGUAAAAGGAGGAGGAGGCGUAAGAGUAGCAGGAGAAGUAGUAAAAGAAAAAGAAGCCGGAGGAAGAGUAGGCGUAGUAUUUCCGACGAGUGCGAAGGGGUUGAGAGCGAGGAUUCUGAUUCUGAAGGGAGUAGCUUUUCGGAUGAACACGUGAAGUCGAAAAAGGGUAAGAGCUCAUCUGGAUCUUCACGUUCUACGCGGAGUAAGAAGAAAAGCUCUGAUAUAGAGAGUGGGAGUUCCCAGCAUUCGGAGGAGAAUUUGGAUUCUGAAAUUGAUGCCAAUAGUAAAGCAAAGGUGGAAGAGUUGAACGAAGAAACAGAUUUGGAGGCCCUGAAAUUCAAGGAAUUGAUUGAAGCCCAGAAGAAGCCUGCUGCAUUGGAUAACGAACCUAUGGUUGGGCCGGCGCCAUUGCCCAGAGCUGAAGGGCAUAUAAGCUAUGGUGGUGCGCUUAGACCUGGUGAAGGAGAUGCCAUUGCUCAGUAUGUUCAGCAAGGGAAGCGUAUUCCCCGUAGAGGUGAAGUGGGUCUUUCUGCUGAGGAGAUUCAGAAGUUUGAGAGUCUUGGGUAUGUGAUGAGUGGAAGCAGGCACCAGAGAAUGAAUGCCAUUCGUAUAAGAAAAGAAAAUCAAGUUUAUAGUGCUGAGGAUAAACGAGCCCUGGCUAUGUUUAACUACGAGGAGAAGGCAAAGCGUGAACACAAAGUCAUGGCUGAUUUGCAGCGGUUAGUUCAGCGCCACAUUGGACAGGACGUCGGUCCUACCCACGAUCCUUUUGGUGUGAAGCCCUCCGAAGCUUCUGACGAUUGACCUCAUCAUGUUAUUGUUAUCUAAACUGGUUAUAUGAGUACUGGAAAUAUUUCGAAGAAAAGUUUCUAAGCCAGAUUUCCUGUAUGAAUAAUGCUUGGAAACAAAUAUUGGGGAACUGUGUCGCAUCUCAUCAACAUACUUGGGGCAAAUUAACGGCUGAAUAAGUCGAAUCGAAGGGAUUAGUUCUACUGAGAUGUGAUUAAUUUGCCUAGAAUAAGAUGAUGUUUCAUAUUUACUUUAAAAUAAUGAUGGUAUCUUAAGUAGUAUAUCAUUUAUUAAUAUUUGCUCGACAUAAUUUUUAUUUUUUAUUUAUGAGAGGAUUUGUAAUUGUAUCCAUGGGGAUAUCUCGUCAUUUUAGACCCUCCUAUUGGGUCUUAAAGUUGCGAGGUAUUUUUUAAAAGUUGUAUUUAAUACCUAAAUAAUUUUUUCAAACGUUAAAAAUA
This is a messenger RNA of Humulus lupulus (European hop), 2062 nucleotides long. RefSeq lists its product as uncharacterized. The transcript has 2 exons. Gene Ontology annotation, cellular component: nucleus. Gene Ontology annotation, molecular function: chromatin binding. Gene Ontology annotation, biological process: regulation of gene expression. NCBI's taxonomy places the organism in Eukaryota, Viridiplantae, Streptophyta, Magnoliopsida, Rosales, Cannabaceae. Bases 123 to 1619 code for a protein of 498 amino acids. The record is from RefSeq and is a predicted model, not a curated record.